Messenger RNA from Anas platyrhynchos (mallard), 7541 nucleotides. It is a transcript of the gene TRAM1, whose product is annotated as translocation associated membrane protein 1. NCBI's taxonomy places the organism in Eukaryota, Metazoa, Chordata, Aves, Anseriformes, Anatidae. The record is from RefSeq and is a predicted model, not a curated record. Gene Ontology annotation, biological process: protein insertion into ER membrane; SRP-dependent cotranslational protein targeting to membrane, translocation. Gene Ontology annotation, cellular component: endoplasmic reticulum membrane.
CUUCCUCCCCCCCCCCCCCCCUCCGCCUCUUCCUGGCCGCGGCGAGAGGAGCUGCGCUGGCAGCGGGGAGGCGGCGGAGCCCGGCUGCCGGCCCGCCAUGGCGAUCCGCAAGAAGAGCAACAAGAACCCGCCGGUGCUGAGCCACGAGUUCGUCGUGCAGAACCACGCCGACAUCGUGUCCUGCAUGGCCAUGAUCUUCCUGCUGGGGCUCAUGUUCGAGAUUACAGCAAAAGCAGCUGUCAUUUUUGUUACACUUCAGUAUAAUGUUACCAUUCCUGCCACAGAAGAACAAUCUUCAGAAACAAUCUCUCUGUAUCAUUAUGGUAUCAAGGACUUGGCUACAAUUUUCUUUUACAUGCUUGUAGCAAUAAUCAUACAUGCUAUUAUUCAGGAGUACGUAUUGGAUAAAAUUAACAGGAAAAUGCACUUUUCAAAAACAAAGCAUAGCAAGUUCAAUGAGUCUGGGCAACUUAGUGCAUUCUACCUUUUCUCCUGUGUUUGGGGCACAAGCAUUCUUGUCUCUGAGAACUAUAUAUCAGAUCCAACCUCUCUGUGGAGGGACUACCCACACACUCUGAUUCCGUUUCAAAUGAAGUUUUUCUACAUCUUACAGUUGGCAUACUGGUUUCAUGCUUUUCCAGAAUUGUACUUCCAGAAAACCAAAAAAGAGGAUAUCUUUCGCCAAAUUGUAUACAUCGGACUUUAUCUCUUUCAUAUUGCUGGAGCCUAUCUCCUAAAUCUGACCCAUCUUGGACUUGUUCUUCUGGUAUUGCAUUACUUCGUUGAAUUUCUUUUCCACAUAUCCCGUCUUUUCUACUUCAGUGAUGAAAGAUACCAGAAAGGAUUUUCACUGUGGGCAGUUCUUUUUGUUUUGGGAAGGCUUCUCACCUUGAUACUUUCAGUCCUCACUUUUGGCUUUGGACUGGCAAGAGCAGAAGAUCAACAGCUGAAUUUCAGUACUGGAAACUUUAACAUCCUGGCUGUUAGAAUCAGUGUGCUGGCCUCCAUCUGCAUGGCUCAAGCAUUUAUGAUGUGGAAGUUCAUUAAUUUCCAGCUUCGGAGAUGGAGAGAACAUUCUUCUUCCCAGCCUCAGACAGUGAAAAAGAAGUUUGUAACGGCUAAAGGAAAGACCUCCAGAAAAGAAAGAGAAAAUGGAAUAAAUGGAACAGUGACCUCAAAUGGAGCAGACUCGCCUCGCAGCAGGAAGGAUAAAUCCUCGUAAAACUGGGUUUUAUUAAGUUAAUUGACUAAUGUCCCCAAAGAAUCUGCUUUUUACAUGGAUGGCCCUUCAGCACUAGAGAUGUUAUAGAUUAAAGAAAAUACAAAUCAUGUUUUUUGAUUAUUGCUAUUGUUUUGUGAAACUUUUUUUAAAAGCCAUUUUGACUAAGAAAAAAAGGUUUAUCUGUCUACAAACACUUUGGGGGGGGUGGGGGGGUCACAACACUUUUUAAAUAACAUUGACACUUUUUUAAACACUUACUGUGAUGAUAACUUCACUUAAUGAGGAUCACUGAUGCAAUGUAUUAUUUCUUUCCAGUUUUUGUAAUAUUGGUGAUAUAUACUGUUUACCAACUUCACUUUUUCCAAGUUCUUCAAGAAGUAUUGCAAAAUCAAGUGAAAACUUAGUGUGCAUUUGCAGAUAUUCUAGCUUUUCGGUUAAUUACCUUGAUUCAAAUUCACAAUUCAAAUUGGAAUUCUAAGACCACACCAGUAAACCUUUUUAUUUUGUAGUUAUUGGCUACACAAUGUCUGCUCUAAGAACUGCCCCAUAUCAUUAAAACAAAACUGAACUAAUUGGAAAUGUUGCAGAGUCUUAUUGCUUGUUGGUUAGAAAUAUCCUUAAAGGAACAAAAAACCUUUCUGAGAUACAGCUUUAGCACUUGAAAAUUAGAAGGGAAAGUGCAUGUCAUUGAAAGUGUUCAUUUGAGUAGCACUGUUAACUCCCGUCUGUGCUUUUAAAAGUGUACAUAUCUUGGAGAAUUGGUGUGCGUUGGACCUUCUUUGAAAACUUGUCUUUCUGAUUUUAGAGGGUGGAGGUUCUUACAGUGUGUCGUUGUGCUUGUCCUAGGAGGCAUUUAAUGCUCUGUGAAGAGGGAAUUUGUUAGAUAAAUGGAUCAAGUUUUGACAAACAUUCCUUUAUUCUAACUGCUUUGCUUUGUUUUACCUCUGUUAGGAAAUAGUUUGAUUUCUCCUAUAUAUAUUUUUAUGAAAGAAUAUUUAAAAGCUACAACUUCUUAAAACUGGUUUAUUGUGCCCUUUGCUACAGCUGGAAAAAUCUUAAUUUAAGAUUUUUUCCAUUAUCUGUCUUUCAUAAUGGUAUUAAAUGUGAAGCCUUGUCCAGUUGAUUUUCCAGUUUAAUAUGCAGUUAAUGUUUUUCCUCUGUAUCCUUUUGUAAUGGGAGUAAUUCAACUUGGGAAUGAGUUAAAGAUUUUUAUUCAGUCUUAAGAAGUUGCUAAAUCAGGCUUUCAAGUUAACCCAAGUAUUAGACUGCUUAUUGAUUGAGUAGGAGUAAUUAUAAGCAAUCAACCUGAUAAAUAAAAUAGUUUAAUUAAAACUGUUACUAUAGUUUAGUUUAUACCCCAAAAAAUAAUAAAUCUGCAUUCUGUAUCUUAUACAGUUUGGUUGCUUACUAUACAGAAUAAACAUUUCUAGUACAAAAUCUUGACUACAUGUAACUAUCCAUUCUUCAAUCAUAUAGUGCUAUUUAGAGUUAUUACAGUAUAAUUUAUUACAUGUUUCAGCUAAUUUAAGUCACAGUUCUUGAGUGCUUGCUUCACAGCUCCUGAAGUGGACUUGACAGAAUUGGACUUGCUUAACUUGAGAGCUCUGGGGCAGCAUGCCCUGCAAUACACCCAGUCUGCUUCAGUAGAAAUAGUUAUAUCAUGUAUUGAUCUGCAGAAAUAAAACUCAAGUAGCACAACUGUGAGUCUAUCCGAUCUGACCAUGAAACUGGAAAAUUGGAAUUCAGAAAUGUUGGGGGAAUGGCAUACAUUAAAUACUGCACAAAAUCAUGUUUCAUGUCUGAUAUUUCUAACAAAGACCUUCAUAGAUUCUGUGCCUUGCUCUCUCAAGUUGUACCUUAAGCCAAAAGGGGCAAAUAUUUAAAGUUCUUGUCUGGUACUUUGACUCUAAAUCAGUUUGUUUGUGAUAAUCUGUUUGUCUUGGUGCUGUCAAAAUCAUAAGGGGUGGAGGAACAAAUUGUGAAGAGAGCUUUUAAGGUACUUCUUGAGCUCUUUGAGACAUUGGAGUCUGGUGGUUGUUUCCCUGAGGCAAACUGUUUCCUGUAAAGCUCAUUCUUUGCCACAGGAGUCUUGAAAUGUAAACUUAAGGUUCUCUUCCAAAAACUUCAGAAGAGUAUAUUCCUGCCUGUUAAUAUUGACAUUGCUUUUUGUCUCCUGUUGGCCUUAUGGAUGUUCUUGGCCUUUGAACUUUACAAAAAGAACUUUUAUUUCCGUGAUGACUUAAUCUUCAUCCUUGCCUUAUAGGAGCUGAUGCUUUGUGCCAAGUAAUAGAGAAUUAUUUCUGUUGUUCUUGGGUUUGAACAGAGUAUUGAACACCAGUUUAUUUCAUCUUUUGUGUCAUACCUAAAAAUCCCUAUUUAGAGUUUGGGAGGAGGCAUUCUUGACUUCCUGCAGAAGCAAUAAUUUUUAAAUUUCUUCCUUAGGGUGGAAACCCUCAUGAAUUUAGAAGAUUUUGAGACUUCUCUUUCCAAUUUGUUAUUAUCUGCUUUGGCAUAAGAUCAUUCUCGUUUGCCUGGACAACUGCUUUUGAGUUGCUUAAAAUUCUGCUUUUCAAAUCUUACUGCAUUUUGGCUCUUUGUAAUCUGGGGUCCAGUAAGCUGGAAGAUUAAGUUGUCUAAUCAUGUUUUCAUGAUUAUGGAAUCAGGAAGUUCAGAAGUGGAAAUGACUGAAGAACUUAUUAUAAUAUUCUUAUGCCUAAUAAAAAAUUUUGCUUAGGCUGUAGUUAUUUAUCGUGGUGAAUUACUAGAUUCCACAAAAAGAAGGCUUUGUCCAUGUUAGAUGGAUUUGAACUGAAUGAUUCAUAGAGACUGUGGUUAGGGUUUUUAUUCUGUUUUCUUAAGGCCCCUCUGCCUUGUCAGAAUGCUUUCAAGACUUGCAGUAGAUGAUUUCAAGACUCUUUGGCUCUAAAUGUAUGUUCAGGUUAUGUGCCAGGAUUUGUUAUCAAAGCCAGGACUUUACUUUUACUAAGUAAUUAUAUACAACUUCCAAGUGCAAACGGAAUGCAGAGCAGCUGAAAUUAAUUUUCAGGUUUUGCUCUUACCUGGACAUUUUCUCCUUGUGGCUAGUUUAAAAAUAAAUAAAUAAAUAGAUUUCUCAUGUAAAUUAUUCAGGAAGAUGGCACUUUACAAAUACUGCCUUUUGGGUGAUCCCAUGCUCAAACUUAGGAACAAUCAAGUUUAUUGUGCAAAGAAAAUGCAUAGGCUAUGUUGUUACAAUAUGCUGAAAGUAAGUGAUAUAUGUUGGGAUAAUGUAUUUGAAAAUUCGGUAGCUAUUAAGCAUUUGAUAUCUUUCCUAAAUACUUAGUUUCUUUGAAAAUUUUAGUUGUGUUAAUAGAAUUGCAUUAUCCAGAAUUCUAGUAAGUAGCGUGUACAAAGUAAUAAGAUACAAGUAAUAAGACUUCUGUAAAAAGGGUUAAAGUACAUCUCCAGGCCUUUUGUUCCACGCAAGUAUCCAAGUAACUGCACCUGAAGUGGUUUUGUCAAGGGCAAAAUUUGAUGUUGGAGGGAAGGGAGCCAUUCUCAUGGCUGCACUGAACUGAAAAUAAUGUAGGUUGCUGCCAAAAUACGGGAUCCUGUCUCUUCCCUUUUUUCUAGCACAAGCCCUUCUGGUUGCACAGUCGGCUUGAUCAGGGAGCUGGUGCAGCUGAAACCUGACAUUUUUGCUUGGUUGCUUCUCUGCUGGAUUGGUUGCCUGAUAGUAAUCCUGGAGGUACACGAGUAUUUAUAUAUAAGCAAGAAGAAAAGAUGCCGGGAAUACGUGCAUCAAGGCAACUACACCCCUUUCAACUGCACUUUUGGUGGUUGAAAAUGACAGUAGAUUACACUAUGUGUAAAAGAUGGGAGACCUUAUUGAAGGCCUUCCAGUUUUCAGUACUAGAAGGAAACUGGGCCAUCUGGCAGCUCUGGCAUGCCAAACUGUUAAAGUAUUUAUGGGCUCUUUUGCCAGGUAUUGUGGUGAGAGGGAAAUAAUCAGUAUUCUCUAUUGAAAUGCUUUUUAUCUGUCUCAGCUUCUGUUUUUCCAAGCAGCGGAAGGUGGUACUGGUAAUGUAGAAAUAGGAAUUCUGAAAACAUAGUUUCUCUUGGAUCGAGGACUAAGAUUGCUUUCCUUAACAGCCCAGAAGCUGCAGCUUCUGUUUACGUGAACCCUUUAUGUAUUGAAGUAGGUCUUCCAGAGAUCUUCGCAAGAACUGCAUUGUAUUUCUAUCUAGGUGUGUGGGAGGGAGGGUUAUUCAGUUUCUCUGGGUUUAUUUUUCUGUUCUCAAAAAGUUGGCUAGCCAAUUUUUAGGUCAUACUUCGGUUUUGUUCCGUUUGUGACUCAGCCCUUUGGACCUGCAUUCUAGAAGGUGGGGAUCAGCAGGAUCAAUAGGCAGUCUUGUCCAUGUUGGUCAUUGCUGGCCUAAUGAUCUGUGUGGAAAAUUUUGGUAUUGAAGGGACUUGAACACCACCAAGUAGAGACAGUCAUGAUAUUUGUAUCAUUUACAGGCAUGCUGAGAGUUUGCAUGCAGGACACACUGUGUUCCGGUGGAUGGUAGUUUAAUGCCUGCAGGCUGUAGUACUUACUAGUCAUCUUGUUAAGCAAGUGCUUAGAUUAUUCCUUGGGCUGGGUAUAACAAUGUCCAACAAAAUUAAGGCUUUGGGGGGAAACUUAGGAGAGAUCCUUUGGAAAGAACAGGACUCUUCGAAGGACUGACAUCUGCUAUCGUCUGUUCAUUGUAUAUGACUUUCUCACACUGUUAGACGUGGAUUAUCUUUAGAUCACUAGAUUAGCUUGUGUUUGUUUGUUUUGGUUGUUGUUUUUUUUUGUUUGUUUGAUUGAUUGAUUGAUUUUUUCCCCUGUAGAUUGUUGUGAUGGAUCUCUGGGAGGGGGUAUGCCCUCUUCUCAUUGCUGUCCCCUUCUUUCACUGCUCCCUGAACUACUCUGUUUAGGAUCUGAUGAGCCUAGCUCUGUACACAUUAAGGAAUUUGGUGUACUUCUCAGAACUAAAAUAGAAGCAGUGCCUGAGUGUUUCUGGAGCAAACAUGCAAGGAGAAAGCAGCACAUCAAAGCAAUAUAUAGGGUGUCAUCGGAACCUGUUUAAUGGGACCUGAAACUCUUUAAGAUGAAUACAUUUUGAUACAACUCAUAUUUCAAGUGAGGUGUUUGAAUAUAGCUCACAUUCAGCUAGCAAGUGCCUUUCUGUCAGUGAAACGGAACUGCUAUUAGCAUCUACAACUGUCGGUUCCCCUUCUGUGAAUGAUGGAUGAGGAGUCCUGGGCUGCAGCUGCAAGUAGGCUUCUGUCUGCCUCUUAGAGAAGUUCUUUUGAUGUUGACAAGAAGAAAGUCAACGACUCCUUUUUCAGGUUUAAAAAGAAAAAAAAAUGUGCUACCUAGUUUUAAAUCUAAGACAUUUGCUCUUGAUCUCUUGCUAUGUGUCCUGUCACUUUUAUUUUGGGUACCUGCAAAUACUUUAUUUUUAUCUGUCUCGAGACUGGCAAACUUGUUAUGUGAGUGCCAGAAAUGACAACUCCUUCCCUUCUUACGCUUGAAACUUUUUUUUUUUUUUUUUUGCAGAAUCGGAGCAUCUAAGGUGUAGCUGUAUAAUUUGAUAGCUCAUCAGUAUUCAUUUUUUUCUCCUUAUUUAUUGUGGUUAAUGUUUAAGGUCAGGCACGAUCAUACAGCACAAUGCGGUUGUCAUUUCUUCAUUCCCCACACAAGAAUGUUAUACAAUUUGAUAUACUUGGGGGGUGGGGGUUGCUGAGUCCUGACUGUUCUGGGAGAAAUUGGUAUUCCUGGAUGUUUUCGUUAGUCUCAAAGCUUUCUGUAUUUCAUUCACUGUUGUUGCAUCUCAUGGCACUUAGUAUUUCUGAAUCUCUGGAUUGUAGUUUUGCUGUACGCAACAAAGAUAUUGGGAAAUUAUGGUCAAGGACGUUGAUCUUUGUCUGUGACUUCUUAUGUUGAUUAUAAAUGUUGAAGAAUGUAUCUUGCAUUGUAAUGAACAGCUUAAAAAAAUCAGUCCGUGGUGAUGGGAAUACUGUAACAGGGUAGGAAUUUCAGCUCUCAAACUUGAGGCAAGAAGCCAAGCCAAAACUAUCUUGUGUUCUCACGCAGGUGAUUCCUCCUCUUUGUUUCUUAGAUUCAUCAUUACCUUUGUUUUGUUUAUUUAGAUUGUAAGUUCUUUGUGGCAAGGGUUGUCUUUUGUGUGUGUGUGUGCGUGUGUACCCAGGCCGGUAAGGCCUGGAGCCCCAAUCUGUGGAAGCUGUAAUAAGCAAUCACCUUGUUAUCGUUUUCCUGGAUAUCAUAAUAAAAAGUAUCUAAUUAAAA